Marchantia polymorpha subsp. ruderalis is the source of this 5436-nucleotide messenger RNA. NCBI's taxonomy places the organism in Eukaryota, Viridiplantae, Streptophyta, Marchantiopsida, Marchantiales, Marchantiaceae. The record is from the annotation of a GenBank genome assembly.
GGGACGGGACGGCGCGGGACCGGAGUCACCGGAGUCACUGCAGUCGCUCCGGUUCCGGACUCGGCUCUGGACGGAACCGGGGGCCUAGCAUAGCGAGCGAGCGAGCGAGCGAGCGAAAGCGAAAGCGAACACCAGACAAAGCGGGCAUGGCUGGUCGUGAACUGCGGCAUCGCUAGGCGACAACGAGCGCCCGUCGUAUCCCUGACCGCCACCUUAGCUGGCCUCUCCUGGGCCUACUCCUCCUCUUGCAGCUCCUGGUACCCCUGUACUGUACUCGUUCGGGGUCUGCUGUCUGUGGGCGUUUGUGGGUGUGUGGCGAAGGGCGAGGGAGUCCCCGGGAGGAACGUCCUGCUCGACGAGGUCCGAUCGCACCCAAGCGAGCAAAUCAGAGCCCCAGUCGAGCCGGACCUACACUCCUGAACAUCCGAACUGCACCGGUGAGAUAGAGGGGCGGAUUGCUGCAGGAGGAAAAGAGGACAGGGUGGCGCUCGGUGACAUGAAGUGACUGAAUUGGUGCGCAGGGAUGUAGAUGUUUGAGGUGUGGAGGGGGCUGCUGCUGAUGCUGGAGGAGGAGGAGAGGAGGGAGGGAAUGUGGUUUUGGGCGGGGCGGGGAUUGGGAUUGGGAUUGGGAUCUCCAUGAGAGGAGAGGAGGGAGUGAGUUUGUCGUUAGUCGUAUCUGGCACUGCGAGCGGGGAGAGGGUGCGGGCCCGGAUCCGGGGAAGAAUUUGUUGGGGAAGUACUUUUUGCGGUGUGGUUGAAGGAGGUGUCACUUUCUGUCCAUUAGAUCUCUCCCCCUCCUCUCUGUCCACUUGACCAACAAGGAAAGCGAGGCUGCGAGGGACGAGGUUCUCCGGUCCCAUUCUCGUAGAGCUUUUGUUGCAGCGUGCCUCUGGCCAUAGCAUUCCCUGUCUCCCCCCCACCACCUCCACUCCACUGUCGUGGGUCCCCGCGAGCACACGCAAUUCAUACACCACCGGCGCCCCUUUCCGUUCGUCUUCCGUUCUCGCGCUCAUCUGCCCCUGCCAUUGCUGCCAGCUCCGCCCCGUCGUCCCUCGGACAUCUGAAAUUCUCUGUCUCUGUCUCUCUUUUUCUUCUCUGUGUUUGUGCCCACUUCGCAUGUAGGAAGAAGGAGACGCUUCUUCCCCAACUCCACGAGAGGGUCGCUCGCGGCCCAGCGCCAGCAGGAGAAGGAAGGAAGGAAGGAAGGAAGGAAGGAAGGAAGGAGAGGACAUGAUCCGAGCGAGAAGAGCAGCUGCGACUUCUCUUGAGCAAUUUUUGAAUGCGGGAGGUCGCUAAGCCGAAGAUGAGCGAGAUUGGGUGAGGGGUCAAAAGUAGCUCCGGCGGCAGUGAUGAUGUCAAUGUAGUGGACGAGGCAGCGACUAGGUCGUGCCGCGUAGACGGGACGGUUGGCCCUGUAUCAGGAGAUUUAUGAGGAAGUGGAACAAGUACCUCGUCGAGCGUUUUAUUAACACAUUUAUAUGCCUACCUUGGGAAGAAGGCUCGUGGGUGAUCCGCCAAAGCAGAAGCGGAGUCUGAACAUUAAUUUCCAUAAACUUCUGCGGGAACACUGUUUGGGAUCAAGCGGCUCAACUUCGGGCUCCCCCAGAGCGGCCCUCUGACAGAGUCAUGUCCUCGGAGUGAUCGUUCGCAGGCUUGGCCAGCGAACUUCGACCCUCUGGACUCGAGGACGACGCAGGGCUCGGGAAGCGGGGAUUGGACGCGCAGGGCAGACCUUUUCGCAUUCUGUGGAGCCGGGUAUUCGCCGUGCAGAAUACGUGGGGUGUGUACAGCUGCAGGCCCCAUAGCUUGCGAAAGUGAUAGUAGUCGUCGGUGAAGAUUGGUUGAUCUCGAGAUUAUGGCGAGGUGACAGUUUGUAGGAGCGGUCCGCGGUCGGCGGACUCAGAUCAAACUCCAUAGAUGGGACAGGUUGUUGCGCGGGCGAGAAUGUGUAGUAGGAGCUCUAAACAGGCGACAUGAAAUGGCCCGACGGAUUCUUAGACGAGUAAGACCUCCGCGGUGUACCUAGAAUUCUCCUCAAUGGCGGAGCGACGAUGGGCUCUUCACCCAGCGGUGUUCCUUUGGGUACUGACGGUAGUAGGACUGAGUGACGUCAGAGCACGGAGCUUCGUUUUGGCUUCCGCUGGUGGACGUGCAUUUUUGCAGCAAACGUCUGCUUUUCCUGGUGAAGCUUCAAUUCUACACGAGCUGCGCAUUUCUCUGCAGUUGGGGGACGAAGUGUGGCCGGGAGCCUCCGAUCCUUGUUCUGCCUGGGUAGGAGUACUGUGUGAAAAUGGUCACGUCGUGGAGAUCAGUUUGUCUUCGUUGAGUCGGGCAUCCGCAAGCACUGCGUUGCCAGCGUCCAUCGAUGCCAUUCAGCACCUUCCGUAUUUGCGGUCAUUGAACGCCUCCGGAGUUUUUCGGCUGGACUCCUUGCCAGUCUGGAUAGGUGGCAUGGUUUCGUUAGAAGUAGUGGACUUCAUGUCGUCUUCAUUGAGUGGAUCCAUUCCCAGCUCCUUCGGUGAGAUUCCCAAUUUGAGAAUCCUUCGUCUGGCAGAUAACAACUUGACAGGGUCGAUUCCCUCAACUCUCGGUAACUUGGCCAAGCUCAAGGUGCUUGAUCUUGCGAGCAAUGACCUGCAUGGAAGCAUCCCCGAGAGCUUAGGAAAUUUGCGGGAACUUCAGGAGCUCAAUCUUUCCUUCAACCGUUUGCAAGGCAGCAUUCCUGUCGAACUGAGCGGUCUCCUCAGCCUUCAGCGCCUGCUUCUCUCUCACAACUUACUCUACGGUCCUCUGCCUCCGCAGCUAGCUCUGCCUUCAAGCCUGUCCCUAUUGGAUCUCAGUGCCAAUUACCUGACCGGAGCUCCGCCGAGGAUUGAGCAGCCAAACGCUCGGGCGCACUAUCGCGAUAAUUGCUUCUCACCUCCUCUUUCCAGCGGUCAGCGGUCAGUGUCGGAUUGCCGCAGCAUGCUGAAGGCCAGGGGCUUCAACAGGCAGAGGAUUCUCCAGGAUUUGCUGCAGUUUCCGCCGAACAACACUUCAUCGAACGACAGUCAUCUCGCAGCCAUCUUGGGAGGAGUCUUUGGGGGCCUCGGGCUUAUCUUACUGGUUGCGGUCCUGGUUUUCUACAUUAUACAACACGAGCGCAAAACCGAAGCCCGCAGGAGAGCAAAACGCGCAGCGCAGCAGAGAGCUACGUCUGGAAUCAAUGGAAUAAAGCCAUUGGGGGGAAGGUCUAUAAACGUCACCCGCCUCGGAGAAGCGUUUACCUACUCGCAGCUGCAGCAAUCCACUGGCCAGUUUGAUCUCUCUAACAUGAUUAUGGCCGGACACACCGGUGAUUUGUACAAGGGCGUGAUAAAUGGCAAUGUUCAUGUCGUUGUCAAGAGAAUCGACGUGAGCAGGUUCAAGAAGGAUAUGUACAUUUCGGAGCUGGAAUUUUUCGGAAGGGUUUCUCACGCCAGGCUGGUUCCCCUUUUGGGUCAUUGUUUAGAUCGCGACGAGGAGAAGCUUUUGGUUUACAAGUACAUGCCCAAUGGAGACUUAGCUUACGCAUUGCAUCGAAAAGACAGCCCAAGUCGCCCGGAAGAGGUGCUGCAGUCGCUCGACUGGAUUACACGGCUGAAAAUCGCUAUAGGAGCUGCUGAGGGCCUCGUCUAUCUCCACCAUGAAUGUUCACCUCCCCUUGUCCACAGGGAUGUUAAAGCCAGCAGCAUUCUCCUCGACGACAAAUUCGAGGUCCGACUAGGAAGCCUAACGGACGCUAGAGUACAACAAGGGGAACAUCAUUCUGGCGUCAUCUCACGUUUCCUGCGUCUCUCGAGGUCCUCAGAGCAGAGUGAUAUUGGUUCUUCAGGUUCGCCUAUUGCUUCCUGUUCGUACGACGUCUUUUGCUUUGGAAAAGUAUUGUUGGAGCUGGUUUCCGGGAAGCUGGGAAUAAGUGGAUCUAUUGACCCUGGAGCAGACGCCUGGCUAGAUUGGGCACUGCCACUCAUUGACAUCCAUGAUAGGGAGCCUCUAAGUAAGCUUAUGGACCCAUCACUCAUUGUGGACGAGGAUCUUAUGGAGGAAGUUUGGGCUACAGCCAUUAUUGCUAAGUCAUGCCUCAAUCCGAAAUCUUCAAGGCGGCCAAAUAUGAAACAUAUACUCAAGGCACUCGAAAAUCCUCAAAAAGUUGUCAGAGACGAUCACUCUGGGCCUCUCAAGUCUAGGCAUUCCUCAUAUGGCUCAUGGAACUCGGCCCUAUUCGGUGGAUGGCGACACUGCUCAUCAGAAAGUGUAUUUGGAUUUCCUGGCUCGCUGAGAGAGGAGCAUUCUUUUGAGCAACAUCCGAGGAUGCCACCGUCAGGACCUGGGGAGGAUUCCAGGCAACACAGAAGACCUGGAUCUAGAGAAAUCUUUCCUGUACCAGUAGCACUUCCUUUACCUCCCAACCAGGAAUCUGAUGACACAGGUAGUUAGUAGAAAUUACUCCUGGUCGCGUUCCGCUCUCUAAAGAAGAUAUGGCUCUUCAUCAGCGCCUUCUGGUAUUGAAAAUGGUGACAGGAGAUCGCUGCAGUUGAAGUGAGGUAGUGAAUGAACGAUCCCUCCAUGGAGCUCAUGCUGGGCCAAAAGGGAUUCGCAGAGCAUGAGUCUGCUCUGUCCUUGCAGCCACUUGACUGUUAUAUUCAGCACUUCCAGACAGAUGGGCAGUGGAGUCAAAGGAAAGGGCACCCCAUGAAGGUUACCAAUGGAAGCGGUCAUUCGAAGCAGGCGUCUCAUCAGCUUAACUUCAUCAACUGGGAUCGUGGCCUCGCAAAAUUUGCUUCCAGGUGGACGAAAACUUACAACUGGUAAAUGCGAUGCCUCACAGCCAUGGCUGUUUACCUUUGAGGUGCGUUGAAUUUGAGCAAAGCACCCGUUCAUUUUUCAAAAGGAAAAAGAGCUCGAUGGCACAGUUUGCCAUCACGCCUCCUUCCAUUUGGACAUUUGAAAUAGAGAUGAGUACGAUGGAUAAAUCAAAAUCUAGGUUCAGUCAAUUACGGAGAUUUUAACCCUUCGAGGCCAAAUGGUGAUAAGUCUACAAAAUCUGAAGCAGAGACUGAACGUUUCUGCGCAUCUUCUGAUUUUUUGAGCUGGAGAUGAAGUAAGUCUAGAUUAGUGGCAUGCCCGGGCACUUCUUGCUGUCAUUUCGGAGUGUCUGUGGUGUAUAUAAUUGAUGAUGCUUUGGCAAACCAGAGCCAAACCUAAAGAAGCGGAGGUCUGCUUUCAGUGACGUGAGUGAGUGAGUGAGAGAGAGAGGUUCAGCUGAUUGGCGAGGUUUUCACCUCUCAUGGCUGACACUGACCAAUUUGCCGAAGCAAACGGGUCUUGACGUCAUAUACUCAGAUGUAUCAUAAUAUGAAAAAGAGUGGUUUGAGUCGUAUAAUAAAGUCAAGACCCAGUUGGUGCUUGUCCAAG